AUAUUUCUUUGCAGUUCGUUUAGUGCAGUCAAUUUUGCUUAAAAAAUAUUUUUCAAAUGGUUGAUUUCAUACGAAUUUUGCUUAUAUUAUUAUUGCAAUAUGGUGUAUAUGGUAAAGGUUUAGUUCCAACAGACAAAUUAAACAACGACCUUCAGCUUACGUUACAAGAUGGUAUCAUUCAAGGGCAAGAAGAAACCACGAUAUCUAAUAAGACCUUUUAUAGCUAUGUUGGUGUACCUUACGCCAAACCACCCAUAAAUGAUCUUAGAUUCAGGGAACCGCAGCCUCCCGAAAAAUGGACUGGAAUAUUGGAUGCUACAGUCGAAGGCCCAUUUUGUGCUGGCGUAAAUAUAAGUGCUAUGGUAAAGAUGGAGUUUAAACCCCAAGGAGAAGAAGAUUGCUUAUAUUUAAAUGUUUAUACGCCAAGGGAUCCCAAAGAAUCGAAUCCAAGAAAUCUACUUCCAGUAUUAGUAUUUUAUUAUGGAGGAGCUUUCCUUGGUGGCGGACCAGUAAAAGAUCGUUAUGGUGCAGAUUUCUUCAUGGAAAAUGAUGUUAUUGUUGUACUUCCUCAUUUCAGAAUAUCUAUUUUUGGUUAUCUGAGUACAGAAGAUUUAGAAUGCCCUGGUAAUUGGGCAGUUAAAGACCAACUUGCUGUGCUAAAAUGGGUUCAAACGAACAUAAAGCGUUUUGGAGGUGACCCUAGCAGGGUAACUAUAGCUGGGCAAAGUGCUGGAGCUGUCAGUGUGAAUUCCUUGUUUAUGUCGCCAAAGGCAAAAGGAUUGUUUCACAGAGCAGUAAUUAUGAGCGGUUCUAGUCUGUGCUUUUGGGCUUACCAAACAGAUUCAAGAAAAAUCGCUUUCGACUUGGGCAUCGCACUAGGCAUCGAAACAAAUGACACAAAAUAUUUAAUGCAGGAAUUACGAAAAGUAGAUAGUAACGCCAUAAUGGAGGCUCAGCUGCCAGUGAUGCUAGUGAACUUUAUGUCAGCACUUACUAAUGGACUACCAUUUACACCAGUAGUAGAACCAGAUCAUGAUGGUGCGGUUUUAACUAAUUAUACAUUCAGCCUCCUUGAAAAGGGUAAAUUCAAUAAAGUACCAGUAAUGACAGGGGUUACAUCUUUGGAAAUGUUAAUAUAUAAAAAAGUUUUCGAUAUGGCUAGACCACUAUUGUCCCUAUUCGACUUAAGUCCAGGAUUAUUGGUCAGAUUUACUAAAAAUAACCAAGACAGAAGAACAGUAGGACAAAAAAUGAAGGAAUACUUUCUAGGCAAUAAAAAUUUUGCUGAUUCCACAGAUCGAGAACUGAUGAUGCUCUUGACAGAAGAUGUUUAUUGGAGACCGGUUCGUAAAAUGGCCGAAUUGAUAUCAAAAUACAGUCCAGUUUAUUUCUAUAAGUUUUCUUAUGAAGGAGAGUUGGGUUUGACAAUAAAUUCCCUGUUUAAUGGAAUAACUGACAGGCCGUUUAGAGGUGUUGGACAUACUGAAGACACUUUCUAUUUAUUUGACAUUAAGGCAUUUCCUAGAAACGAUAAAGACCUGAAUAUGACAAGAAAAUUAACUAAAUUGUAUAGCAACUUUAUUAAAUAUGGUAAUCCCACUCCAAAUAAAGAGUCUAUAUUAGACAACGUCACGUGGCCAAAGGUAAUAGGCAAAAAAGUGCCAUUUUUAGAAAUUGAUACCAAAAUGAAAGUAGUAAAAGAAAAUUUCGACGAAAGCAAUUAUCAACAUUGGGAGUAUCUUUAUCAAACUUAUGGAGAAAAACCAUUUAAAGUCUAUUAAAUAUUAUUAUUGAAUUA
This is a messenger RNA of Sitophilus oryzae (rice weevil), 1798 nucleotides long. RefSeq names its product esterase E4-like. Lineage: Eukaryota; Metazoa; Arthropoda; Insecta; Coleoptera; Curculionidae. The record is from RefSeq and is a predicted model, not a curated record. The transcript has 11 exons. The coding region runs from base 57 to 1781 and encodes 574 amino acids.